GAUGGUGAGUCGGGGAUAAACACUCCGCGGCGGUGGCGGCUGCUGCUGCUCUUCGGGUUCUGUCACGGUGUUGGCGGUGCCCAGCUCACCGGCCCCCUCCCCCUUCCUGCGAGCGUGGUCGCCAGAGGGGCUCUCUCAACUCUGCUUUGCCGGUCCACAGCAGGGCUUGGGUGUCCGGCGUCGGCUGCGAGCCCGUGGGCAGUGGGGGUUGGUCCCGUGGCUCCGGCCCCCGGUGCAGAAUGGCGGCGGCGGUUCGGAUGAACAUCCAGAUGCUGCUGGAGGCGGCCGACUACCUGGAGCGGCGGGAGAGAGAAGCUGAACAUGGUUAUGCCUCCAUGUUACCAUACAAUAACAAGGACAGAGAUGCCUUAAAACGGAGGAGCAAAUCCAAGAAGAAUAACAGCAGCAGCAGAUCAACUCACAAUGAAAUGGAAAAAAAUAGACGGGCCCAUCUUCGCUUGUGCCUGGAGAAGCUGAAGGGGCUAGUGCCGCUUGGGCCCGAAUCAAAUCGACACACUACACUGAGUUUAUUAACAAAAGCCAAAUUGCACAUAAAGAAACUUGAAGAUUGUGACAGAAAAGCCAUUCACCAAAUAGACCAGCUUCAGCGAGAGCAGCGACACCUGAAGAGGCAGCUGGAGAAACUGGGCAUCGAGAGGAUACGGAUGGACAGCAUCGGCUCCACGGUCUCCUCGGAGCGCUCAGACUCCGACAGGGAAGAAAUCGAUGUGGACGUUGAAAGCACAGACUAUCUCACGGGUGAGUUGGACUGGAGCAGCAGCAGCGUGAGUGAUUCUGACGAGCGGGGAAGCAUGCAGAGCCUCGGCAGUGACGAGGGCUACUCCAGCUCCAGCAUCAAGAGAAUAAAGCUCCAGGACAAUCACAAGACGUGUCUUGGUCUAUAAGAGAGAGUGGUCGCUUCGGCUGCCCCCCGGAUGGUUCUCCCUGUCGGAUCUGAUUAGGUAGUGUAUUGGACCUGCCCACAAUUCCCUUGCACGUAAAUUUCAGUGUACCACCUUUACCAAAAUCAGCUUUGUAAACGUUUUCAAGGAAGUGCUUAGGAUUGUGGGUUUCUGAUUGCAUCUACUAGCUUCUCUUUCUCUCCAUAAAAAUUCGUCUCUGAGAGACUGUACAUUCCAAUCAAUUUGAAGCACCCAAGAAUUCUUAGACGGAAUAAGCAACUUUCACAUCUCAGCAAUUUUGCCCUCUUAUUUACUGUCCCUAUGUAGCCUACCAGACCUUUCUUAAAGUUUUCUGGCUUACUGUGUUACUUGCCUAGCAGAAAUGUACGAAUGUGUCUUGUGCUUAGGAAACUGAAGGAAACAAACUUCUGAAGUUGAGAUCCUGAUCUCAGAACUCCAAAGUAAGCUUUGAAAGCAGCAUUUAAGAGCACUUCACCAUGGACCUCACGGCAGUGAGGAGCCCGAAAUACCUCCAGAAAGCACCCCCACACACACCCCGCGCUCACCCCCCGACCCGCGUGUGGAUGGGAGCAGUAUUUCUCACUCUAAAGCGGACACCUGGAGAGCAUGUCUUUGGGGUUGCACAGCUCAUAAAAGUUCUGAUAUUGUUUGUUCUCACAAACAAAACGGCACAAUCUGUUUUUGUGUGCUGUUCUUGGGACCGCACUGUGUACUGCUACCCCCAAGGCACAUGUCCCCUCAAAGUUUGUUAUGCUACUUGUCUCUGGAACAUUUUUUUUUCCUACCUCAGAGAUAAAUGAGAUCUCCAUUUCCCACUUAACACAGUGAUUAUGCCUUUUUCCCCCCGAAUAAGUGACAUUUGGUCCAAUUCUAAUCUAUUUUCCUAUUUAACUUUCAGCAAUAACUGAGCUUUGGCACUAGUUGAGCUAGUGUCCAUCAUCAGUGAAAGGAAAAAUCCAUAUUUCUACUCUAUGUCGCAGGUGAACAGGAGGGGAUGGUACAGUGUUACUAGAAUUCCUCUCAUUAUUUUUGGACACACCCAGAAACUUCUUUAUGGAGACUUUUGGGUUGAUAGUUUAAAAGGCUGAUUUUUCUUUUUUGGUUAUUUCUCCCUUAAGUGGUCUCCCACUUUGUAGCAUUUUUAUUUAAGCUAAAACAGAGCACAUGUAUAUGUACAUAAGACACAUUAAAUCUAUAAAUACUAUUUAUUCAUUUUAUAUAAACUAAUGUAAUGGAAAAUAAAUUCUUAUGACUUUGUGCUUUUAUAGAUGUUCUAGAAACUUUGUAUGUAGGUACCUACCAAACUGGUUCAUUCCCCUUAAUAUUUUUGCAUUCAUAUUUUUGAGGUCUUGGUGUUUUCAGCCUCUGGCAAAUCUUUUUCAUUGAAUUUGAACCAUUUGUAAAAUCUGUGACGCUGAAACAGAGUGUGUGUCACAAAGCGAUGAGAACAUUCCUAAAAUCCACAGACGCACUGCAACCUAAGGGCUCAACGGCUGAGCCGGUAGCGGGCGGCCGCCCCGUGCUCCCGGCUGGCCUGCGGUCUCGCACGCCACAGCCUCCGCUCGACGCCACCACCUUCCACACAACCACACGUUCCAACGCACUCUACACGGAAGCUCAUUCCAGACGUGAAGAGCAGUGUAAACAAAGCAAGAUUACUUUUGUUUUUCUUUUUAAUGAUUCUUUAAUGUAUUUUUUAAAUUUUUAAUUGGAAGUAGUGGAUUGCUAAAUGAUCCUAAAGUCACGUGUAACUCUUUUGUUUUUGUUUUGUUCUGGUUUUUCCUUCAUUUCAGCUUUGGGGGGGGGGGCAGAUGACACAAAGGAUUUUUUUUUAUUAUUAUUGGAAUCUUUUCCAAUUACCAGCUGAAGAUUUGCACUGAAAUACAACUUGUAUGCCUUUUGCAUUUUUAAAGCCUGCUUCCUGAAUUUAAGCAGAGUGAUAGUGUUCAAAGAGCCAGCUCAGCCUGUAACACGUUUGAAAAAGAUAUAUCUGCACUUUGAGGUCCCUUUCGAAUGCCAUUCGCUCGACCUCGCAAGCAUUUUGUUUAAUUGCUACGUUCAAGCGCCUCAAGUCCACGAUGCUGGAUGGCAUCGAAAACUCAAGACUUUGGGAAAAGCUUGUGGGCUUGCAUUGGGGGAGGGAAGGGAACGAAAUCUGUGUAUUUAAUUUAGAAAUAGGCAUCUGCGAGAUGCCAUUUUCUGUGUUUUAAUUGUUGUGCCUUUGAGUUAAACUGCAUUUUUGUCUUUUGGUUGAAAUAUGAAAUGUACUGUCCCAAUAUAAAACAGUAAUUAUUUGACCUUU
This is a messenger RNA of Pteropus alecto (black flying fox), 3225 nucleotides long. RefSeq names its product MAX dimerization protein 1 (gene MXD1). Gene Ontology annotation, molecular function: DNA-binding transcription factor activity, RNA polymerase II-specific; protein dimerization activity; RNA polymerase II cis-regulatory region sequence-specific DNA binding. The record is from RefSeq and is a predicted model, not a curated record. Gene Ontology annotation, biological process: negative regulation of transcription by RNA polymerase II. The transcript is spliced from 6 exons. Bases 240 to 905 code for a protein of 221 amino acids. NCBI's taxonomy places the organism in Eukaryota, Metazoa, Chordata, Mammalia, Chiroptera, Pteropodidae.